This is a messenger RNA of Lycium barbarum (goji berry), 1899 nucleotides long. RefSeq names its product F-box protein CPR1-like. The record is from RefSeq and is a predicted model, not a curated record. NCBI's taxonomy places the organism in Eukaryota, Viridiplantae, Streptophyta, Magnoliopsida, Solanales, Solanaceae. Gene Ontology annotation, molecular function: protein binding. Bases 492 to 1661 code for a protein of 389 amino acids. The transcript has 3 exons.
CUCCAUAGAAAACGCCAACCCAAGCCACAAGUCAUUCGGGUAGCCCAAAAGCAGAAACCCGAAACCCGUGCAUAUCAAAAUUGUGUCUUCUCCUUCAUCUAACCCUGUAACCCUAAUCAGAGCAAAUAGAGAAAAAGUAAGAUCCAGAGAUGGAAGAAACAGCCAAGCUUUACAAAUCAGUACUUGAAGUUAUGGCCUUUUCUGUUCUUGCAUAUAAAGGCUGCUCUUUUAUUGAAACUUUGCUUUCUUCAUCAAAAAAGAAGAAGAAAAAGAAGAAGAAGAAGAAGAAGAAGAAGAACAAGAAUAUAUUACCACAUCCCAGUCAAAUUCACAAAGAGAAGAUAGUUAUGAUUCCGUCAAAGAAUAUAAUUGAAGAGAAGAUAGUUGUGAUUCCGUCAAAGAAUAUAAUUGAAGAGAAGAUAGUUGUGAUUCCAUCAAAGAAUAUAAUUGAAGAGUAGACAGUUGUGAAUCCAUCAACAAGCACAAAGAAGAUGGAUGCCGAUCGGGCCAUGAAAAUCCACUUCCCAGAUGUAAUAAUUGUGGACAUCCUCAGCAGGUUACCUGUGCGGUCGCUUCUUCGAUUCAAAUGUGCUUCAAAAUUUUGGAGGUCAUUAAUCUCUGAACCCUACUUUAAAACAAAGCAUUGGAAUCAUGCCAAGAAUAACCAAAAUUUUCAAAGAUUUCUUAUUGGCCAAGUUUGCCCGACUUCUCAUGAUAAGUGGCUUGGUACGAUGUCGUUCUAUUGUUCUUCUGUAUCAUCGGUCCAACUGGUUGAUGUACAAAAGCUUGGUUGCCCUUCAAAUGAUAAACCGUGCGGUUAUUUCAUAGUAUGCUGCGGCGAUGGCUUGUCUCUUCUUCGGUCUCCAAAUGACUAUCUGCUGUGGAACCCUUCCACAAAUGAAUCAGUAGUACUUCCGAAUCCCGAAUCUCCACGAACAUUCGGUAGCGCUUACGGAUUGGGAUAUGACACAACUAGUGAUGACUAUAAGAUUCUUAGGAUUGAAAGUAGUAAGGGUUAUGGUUCCAACCCACCCUGUAAAAUCUUUGCACUAAAGAGUGGUUCUUGGAGAAAAAUUGAUAACCACCCUCGUGGCUAUAAAAUUGAUAACCAUCCUCGUCGCCCUUACGAUAGUGAAUUUGUUGUGAACUCUUUGGCAUUUGUUCAUGGCGCAUUUCAUUGGAUCAUCAAGGAUAAUUUAUCUAAGUAUUUCAUCGCUUCAUUGAAUAUAUCAAAUGAGGCGUACGGAGAGAUGCCGUUGCCAGAGGGAAUUUGUAAUAUUUACAACAAGUUAAGAUAUGGCGUUUCAGUAUUAGAAGGAAUGCUUUGUGCUCAUUGUAAUUAUCGUAAUACGGAGGGGGGCACGUUUAAGUUAUGGGUAAUGAAAGACUACGGUGUCAAGGAAUCUUGGACUGAAUUAUUUACUAUUCAAGAGACCCAACUUUUGUCAGCCACACCGAUAUGUAGGUUUACAGAUGGUGAAGUGUUACUCUACUACAACUGGGCUAGAUAUACUGAGUACAGGACAUCCAAAGGACCAUAUCGAUUGUUGCCUGCAUCUGCUGCUUCUGCUUUACCAUAUCGAUUCUUGGCUGGAUCUGCUUUCAUCAAACACCUAUUCUGCUAUACAGAAAGCUUGAUCUCUCCAAAAUUACUUGUUUAGUAUUUGAUUAUGAUUGGAGCACCUUUUUUUUUUUUUUUUUUUUGGGGGUGGUGGUUGGGGGUGGGGGGUGGGUGGGUGGGUUUGGAAGUCAUGCUACAUCUUAUUCUUAUAAGUUAUUAGCUUGUUAGUUUUGUGUUUUAGAAUGUAAUUCCCAGUGUUGUUGGCUUUGCUUAUUUCAUGUUCCUAAAAGAGGCGACAUAGCCAUUUCUGUACUAAUAAAGAAGUGGUUGAACUCUCA